This is a messenger RNA of Saprolegnia diclina VS20, 1656 nucleotides long. Its product is annotated as TKL protein kinase. The record is from RefSeq and is a predicted model, not a curated record. Gene Ontology annotation, biological process: protein phosphorylation. Gene Ontology annotation, molecular function: protein binding; ATP binding; protein kinase activity. Bases 16 to 1533 code for a protein of 505 amino acids. The transcript is spliced from 12 exons. NCBI's taxonomy places the organism in Eukaryota, Oomycota, Saprolegniomycetes, Saprolegniales, Saprolegniaceae.
CGCCUGACGAUCGCCAUGGACGACGCGUUGUUGGACGCUGUGCGCAAGAACCACUUGAGUGAGGUCGAGCGCUUGCUUGGCCAAGGCGCCAACGUCAACAGCACCGACAAGGAUGGAAGGACGCCUCUGUACAUGGCGUGUUGGUACGGCCAUGACAACAUCGCUCGCUGUCUCCUGGCGAAGGAAGCUCGUAUCGAUCAAGCAAAGGCCAGUGGAGCCACACCAUUGUACAUUGCGUCUGAAGAAGGCCAUCUCGCCGUGGUCGAGCUGCUCAUCGCGAAGGGAGCAAGCAUCGAUCAAGAAGAGACCGGUGGAGCCACACCAUUGCACGGCGCGUCUUACAAUGGUCAUCUCGCUGUGGUCGAGCUGCUCAUCGCGAAGGGAGCAAGCAUCGAUCAAGCAAAGAACGUACAGUGGAGCCACACCAUUCCCAACACCACGCUUCUUGACUCGUCUGGGAUCGGCCUUGCGCACCUCGCUGUGCGCGGUGAUAUCAUACAGCUUCUCAACACGCUCCUGGACCCACGUGGCCCAGCCCUCACUGCACGCAACCAGAACAACGAGACGCCAUUAAUGCUGGCCAUCAAGCUGCGCCACCGCAUCUUUCCGCAGCGCAUCUACCAUGCGUUGCAUCCCAGCUUCGACAACGUGCCCGAGGGCGAGAUCCAAGUCGAUAGUAAUCGAGUACUUGGCCAAGGCCACUACGGAAUUGUCUACGAAGGCACGUUUCGCGGGCUGCGUGUGGCCGUCAAGAAGGGUCCAUCUUCCGCUGCCUUCAGCCUUCAAAAUGAGAUCAACGCCAUGGAGAGAUGCAACUCGCCGUAUCUGCUUACGCUCAUCGCGGUCUCGGGGCGGUAUACUAAUUAUCCCCAGCUCGUGCUCGAGUACAUGGACGGCGGCAACCUCCGCGAGUACCUCGACAAGAAGCGAGAGGGUGAGUCGGUCCCGAUCGAGUACUCGACGCUGGACGUGGCGUGGGUGAUGGCGAAUGCGCUUGCGGACCUGCACUGGAAAGGUUACGUCCAUCGCGAUCUCAAGAGCCACAACGUCCUUCUCUCUUCCGAGAGUUAUAUCAAGGUCGCCGACUUUGGCACGGCAAGAGCGGCUGACCGCAACCUGACGGCAAAUACCGGCACACUGGCAUGGACUGCGCCCGAGGUCUUUUCAUCGACUGCGACGUCCACAUACGACUCUGCGGCCGACAUUUACUCGUUUGGCGUCGUCUUGAUCGAGCUCGUGACGCUCCAAGAGCCGUACGCAGACGUGAAUUUGAUCGAUGUCCUAGUACGCGUUCGCGACGGCUCGUUGCGUCCGAACGACAACUUGUCCAACUUUGUCGACUGCCCUGCGUGGCUCGUCCAGCUCAUUGACGACUGCGUGGCGUUCAAUCCGACGCGGCGCCCGACCGCCAACGCGAUCCUCAACCGUCUUUCGCAGCACAGUGCCGUCGACCACGACGCGCCAUUCGCCGUGGACCGAACGACAACGGUGACGUGGACCAGUAGCCUGGGAAACCUUCUUCGGCUCUGGUAGUCGAUGCUUCCGUUUGAUGCAGCAGAAGAUUACUUGUCGCAGUCUAGCCAAUAUGUAUAUAGCUCAGUAAUGUGCUUCGGCGUGGUCGAAAGAUCGAUAAGACACUCUUGCCGUUGAGCGUGA